Messenger RNA from Morus notabilis, 4350 nucleotides. RefSeq lists its product as uncharacterized. The coding region runs from base 124 to 4296 and encodes 1390 amino acids. The transcript has 17 exons. The record is from RefSeq and is a predicted model, not a curated record. NCBI's taxonomy places the organism in Eukaryota, Viridiplantae, Streptophyta, Magnoliopsida, Rosales, Moraceae. Gene Ontology annotation, cellular component: cytoplasm. Gene Ontology annotation, biological process: chromatin remodeling.
GAAAAUAAAACAAAAUGAAAUAAAAAUUUCUGAAGGUUUCCCAGGUUUUCUCCUCGUUAUUCCUGGAACACUCUCCAUUCCGAUUCUCAGUUCUUCCCUCUCUCUUGCUCUCCAAUCUUGAAAAUGGUGGAAAUCAACGAUUGCCCAGAAGAAGCUACAACAGCCAUGGAAGACGAUAAAGACGAAGAAGAAGGAGGAGGAGGAGGAACAAGAAGCAGAAUGUUCGAGAAGCUAAAGCCGUACUGCUUAGAGCUUCUGGAGCUUCUCCAAAACCCAAAGAAGCAUUCCUCCGCGAUUCCGUCGCUUCUUGAAUUCCUUCGCCAAUCUCCACCAGAUUCUCUUCAGCCCUUCUUCGAUUAUGCUUUGUUCCCAUUGCUGCUUCUACUGGAUGCGGCGGUUGCAUCUAGAUCCCCGCAGAAGGUUGAUUCUGAAGGUAAAUUUGAAAGCUCUAAUGGCUCGAAAACGCCUCCCAAAGUCGGUGAUCAAGUGGCAGAAGGUGUGCUGCAGUGUCUGGAGGAACUUCUCAUCAAGUGUCAUCUAGGAUCAGUGGAACAGAUGGUUGUAGUCAUGAAAAAAUUGACUUAUGGGGCUCUACUUUCUCCAUCUGAUGCUUCAGAAGAGUUCCGUGAAGGAAUCAUUAAGUGUUUCAGGGCACUGAUUUCAAGUUUGAUUCCAUGCUCCGAUGAGUCCUGUACGUGUAAACAAACCUUUCAUCUGCCAUUGCUUUUAGACAGUAGAGAUUUGAAAACCAUGCCUGUUAGAUCUGCAAAGUAUGAUUCAGAACCGGCCGAAUGUUUAAUUGCAUUUCUUCAGUCUCAAGCUUCCUCGGCUGCUGUUGGACACUGGCUAUCUCUUCUUCUCAAAGCGGCUGACACUGAGGUUGCAAGAGGACAUAGAGGCAGUGCAAAGCUUCGUAUUGAAGCCUUUAUGACCAUGCGUGUGCUUGUUGCUAAGGUCGGUUCUGCUGAUGCAUUAGCUUUCUUUUUACCUGGCAUUGUUAGUCAGUUUACAAAAGUUUUACAUGCCUCAAAAGCAAUGGCUAGUGGAGCUGCUGGAAGUGUUCAAGCCAUUGAUCAAGCGCUUAGAGGUUUGGCUGAGUUUCUCAUGAUAGUUCUACAUGAUGAUGCUAAUAUGGCUAGCCUAGAGACUUCCCUGAAAACUACUGCUGAUAUCAUUUCAAACAAGUCUAUGUCCACCCAAGCAUUGAUGGAGGAGCUCCGUAACUUGCCUUUCAAGGCCCAGCAAAGUCAAAGCAGAUUUGUAGCAGGAGAACCGAGUGGUCAAGAGCCGAAAGUGAUUAGUCCUGAACCCGAACUGAAUGAACAUAGAACCGACUCUAGAAAGGGGAUUGGAGAUCUAAAUGUAAGUCGUACAAAAGACUGGAUUGAGAAAACUUCAGCUCACGUGGAUAAGCUAUUGGCUGCGACUUUUCCAGAUAUGUGCAUUCAUCCAGCAAAAAGAGUGCGACAAGGACUCCUAGCUGCUAUCCAAGGUCUGCUAUCAAAGUGCAGGUGCACGCUGAAAAAGAGCAGAUUAAUGCUUUUGGAGUGUGUAUGUGCUUUGGUUGUUGAUGAAUCUGAAGAGGUUUCAGCAGCUGCGCAGGAGUUCCUUGAACAUUCAUUCUCAUCGAUCGGCAACAAGCAACUGGAGCAGGAUGUUGCAGAUAUUUUCAAUAGACUCAUUGAUAGGCUCCCAAAAGUAGUGCUUGGGAGUGAGGAAUCUCUAGCAAUCUCACAAGCUCAGCAGUUGCUCGUGAUUAUAUAUUAUUCUGGUCCGCACUUUUUAGUUGAUCGUCUCCUUCAGUCUCCUGUAACAGCUGCUCGAUUCUUGGAAGUUUUUUCCCUUUGUUUUAGUCAAAACUCUGUAUUUGCUGGUUCUCUUGACAAGCUCAUAAGGACUUCCUCCAUAGGAUAUUUUGACUCUGUUGCUGAGCUGAAAGCCUUAUCUAAUUUGACUAGCGAUCCCCUGACUGCAAUAUCUGCUACUCCUAAAGUUUCGAAGCCCGUGAUUGGUCAAGAAAAACAAGUGACAUACCUGGAGGAAAACACACAGAAGAAUUACGAAUUACCCCGCAUGCCUCCUUGGUUUGUUUAUGUUGGGAGUAUGAAACUCUACCAAGCUCUUGCAGGAAUUCUAAGACUAGUAGGUUUAUCCUUAAUGGCAGACUUUAGAGGUGGAGUGAAUUUGUCGCUUGUUACCGAAAUUCCUCUUGGUUACUUGCGCAAGUUGGUUUCUGAAGUUCGCAUGAAGCAAUAUAACAAAGAGAAUUGGCAGUCUUGGUAUAAUAGAAAUGGUUCAGGACAGUUGAUACGACAGGCGGGCACUGCAGUCUGUAUUUUAAAUGAGAUGAUAUUUGGUAUAUCGGAUCAGUCAAUCAAUUGUUUCGCAAGGAUGUUUCAGAAGUCACGGAUAAAGGAAAAAGAAGUUCAAGAACCCAAUUCAUGUUUUACUUAUAGUCGGCCUUGUAAAAGCAUGCUUAUUGAAUCAAAUUGGAAAGUUUCAUGUGAAAAGGGCAUAAGGAAUCACCUGAUAGACUGUGUUGGUAGAAUAUUACAUGAGUAUCUAUCUCCAGAAGUCUGGGAUCUUCCAAUGGAAAAUAAAUAUUCUGUUGCCGAUCGUGAUUGUGAAGAUGGUGAUAUCAGUUUACAUGUCUUCCGCGAUACAGCUAUGCUACACCAGGUUAUUAUAGAAGGAAUAGGCAUCAUUAAUAUCUGUCUUGGGGAAGAUUUUUCCUCCAGUGGGUUUCUUCAUUCGUCACUGUAUUUAUUGCUUGAGAAUCUUAUUUCGUCAAACUACCAUGUGAGAAGUGCUUCUGAUGCUGUUUUACACGUCCUUGCUGCAAAAUCUGGAUAUCCGACGGUUGGUCACCUAGUAUUGGCAAAUGCCGAUUAUGUGAUCGAUUCGAUAUGUCGGCAGCUACGCCACUUGGAUCUUAACCCUCAUGUCCCGAAUGUGCUUGCCGCCAUGCUUUCGUACAUUGGAGUGGCAAAUAAGAUAUUGCCUCUGUUAGAAGAACCGAUGCGCUCUGUCUCACUGGAACUUGAAAUUCUUGGUAGGCAUCAACACCCUGAAUUAACGACUCCCUUUCUAAAGGCUGUUUCAGAAAUUGGCAAGGCAUCAAAGCGCGAGGCCAAUUUAUUGCCUGAACAAGCAGAGUCCUAUUAUUUGCAUGUUAAGACUGCAAUAUCUGAUAUUGAAAUGAAGGAAAUGGCAGAAUCCGAACAGCUUAUGGAAUUACAUGAUAAUUCGGACAUCGAUAUGCAUGACAUGGAGACAGAGCAAUGGGAGAACCGUUUGUUUAAGUUGAAUGACUCAAAGAGAUAUAGACGGACAGUUGGAUCUAUUGCUGGUUCUUGUAUUGUGGCUGCAACCCCUCUACUAGCUUCCGCGAAUCAAGCUGCUUGUUUGGUGGCUCUAGAUAUAGUCGAGGAAGGUGUUGCGGCAUUAGCAAAAGUGGAAGAAGCAUAUAGGCAUGAGAGAUGCACAAAAGAAGCAAUUGAAGAAGUGAUACGAUCGCAUUCAUUAUAUCAUCUUCUAGAUACUCUAGAGGCUGCAGAAGAUGGAAGUGACGAGAAUAGGUUACUUCCAGCGAUGAACAAAAUAUGGCCUUUUCUGGUUGCGUGUGUUCAACACAAAAAUCCAGUGGCUGUUCGAAGAUGUUUAAGCGUGGUAAGCCAUGUAGUGCAAAUCGGUGGGGGAGACUUCUUUUCUCGUCGCUUCCAUACGGACGGAUCUCACUUCUGGAAACUCCUGUCCUCGUCCCCAUUCCAGAGAAAGGCCAAUUUGAAGAAAGAAAGAAUGCCUCUGCAACUUCCGUACCGAAGUGUUUCCACUUUGCCGGAAGACUCGAUGGCUGAAACUUCCAAUCUGAAAGUCCAGGUUGCAGUGCUCAACAUGAUUGCCGAUUUGGCCCGGAACAAAAGGAGCGCUUCAGCAUUGGAAAUAGUCCUCAAGAAGGUCAGCGGUCUGGUGGUGGGGAUAGCAUGUAGUGGCGUUGUGGGACUUCGCGAUGCGUCUGUGAAUGCCCUUGCUGGACUUGCGUCUGUGGACCCUGACCUCAUCUGGCUUCUCUUAGCUGAUGUUUAUUACUCCAUGAAGAAGGCAGAUAUACCUCCACCACCAACCACAAGUUUACCAGAGAUCUCGCAAGUACUACCACCGGCAGCAUCACCAAAAGAUUACCUUUAUGUACAGUAUGGAGGGCAGACUUACGGUUUUGAUGUCAACAUUUCGUCCGUUGAAACAGUUUUUAGGAAACUGCAUUCCAUUGUUUUCACUCACCAAAUGUACAGAUAAAACUUCAUUGUCAUAAUUCCUUGUACAAUUACCAUUUUGUAGAACUUUCUGUUC